Molecule: messenger RNA, 5692 nt
Organism: Bacillus rossius redtenbacheri
Lineage: Eukaryota; Metazoa; Arthropoda; Insecta; Phasmatodea; Bacillidae
Product: putative protein kinase C delta type homolog
Exons: 10
Coding region: 91-5247 (1718 amino acids)
Biological process (GO): peptidyl-serine phosphorylation; intracellular signal transduction
Molecular function (GO): diacylglycerol-dependent serine/threonine kinase activity; ATP binding
Source: RefSeq, a predicted model, not a curated record
CUGGCGAGCGCGCACCUCUCUCUCUCUCUCUCACUCUCUCUCUCUCUCUGCUGCCCGGCGAUGCGGAGCGUGUCGGACCGCGCCUGAGCCAUGCCCAUCUUCUCGGACCUGAGCCUGUACUACAGCGGCGGGCCGCCGCCCUCGCAGCACCACCUGCUCUUCCCGGCAACCGGCAGGUACAAUGUGUACUCCCGCCCGCUGCCGGCGCGCUCCGCCUACUCGCCGCUGCUGCCCGCCAUCUCCGAGGCGUCGUCGCUGUCGCCCGUGUUCGCGCGCCGCUCGGGCCCCUUGUCCAGGGCGCCGGCCUACCGCGCGCCGCGGCCCGUCCACAUCGACACGGCCGACAUCGACGUGUCGGCGCCGCGGCGCUACGGCGGGGCGGCGCGCGCCGAGCGGCCGGGCACCAUCCGGCGGGACCGGCCCUUGGUGCGGCUGCACACCAAGAAGGCGCCCUCGUCCCCGGCCGGCCGGGAGAAGACCCGCGGGGCGCAGCUCGUCGAGAAGUUCCUCAUCAGGGACAAGCCGCCGGCGCCGCCGCUCAAGGAGGUCGAGGUGCUGGACUGCAUAUUGGCGGAGACGGCCCAGGACCAGUCCCGCGCGGAGCCCGAGGUGAAGCAGAAGAGGAAGAAGAAGUCCAAGACGGGUGACCUUGAGGAGUCCUCCAGCGAGGCGGAGAACGCCGCCGAGAAGACCACGCUGAGGCGGAGGAACACCGUGAAGCACAUCCGGAAGUUGUCCUUGGACUACCUCUCGGAGUCGCCCCUCGUGCACAGACAAACCGCGCAUCCGGACGAAGACAGCGCGGUGAAAAGUCCCACGGUACCCGGAAACGACUGCCCGAUUCCAAGCGAAGGGAAAGAGCGCGUAAGUGAAACGACACCAGGGUCUGCAAACCAACAAAAGAAUAAGAUAUCCUUUGAAGUGUCCGUAGAUAACCAUGACGAUAUUAUCCUCAGGUCUAAACGACUUCCUUUCAGGAUAAUCGUAGACGACGUGAAAGUUGAGGAAAAUACCAACGCAUCACCCAAAUCUAAACCAAAGAAAUUUCGUUACAAAAUCACCGUUGAAGAUGACUCGUGUGACUUGAGGAAAAGUGUUAAACAGAUAAAAAGGUAUUUGAUGUCAAAAAAACUUAAAGACAAUAUGCAUGGUAUUAUUCCAUCGUCAAUAAAUGCGAGCGAUAAUUCAUCACUGGAAAUUAAAGACACGUUUUCCACUCAAGAUCAUCGAAUGAAUGGCAUAUUACAUGAGGUCAACGAAACAGUGCUCGAUAAAAACAUUGGUAUUAAGAGUUCGUGUUCUGAUAGUGAAAGUAAUGAGGUCCACGCAGUAGAUCAAGAUGAAUCUAAAUCAGUAACUGUGAUUCAUCAUAAAUCAUCCGAAAAAGAAAAUAUUGAAACAUCACUGCAAAACCCUCCCGAGCAAAAAAAUUCAAAGACAAUAAAUAACCUCAGUGUACCGAAUGUUGAAAAUAAAGAACAUUUGCCCAUUUUGGCUCAAAGAAAAUCAACUGAGGAUAUCAGCUUAGCUAAAAUGCAUGUGGAGGAAACAAAAGAACUGCCGAGAACUUCACAGUUUCGUAACAUUCCUGUCAUAGAAAAAGACAAGAAAAAUAUUCUCAGUGCUACUGCUGCAAAGGAAGCCGAAGCUCUAUCUAAAAUUUAUAAUAAAACACAUGUGACAAAGAAGCUGCAAGGAGAUGCCAGCGGGAUCAGUAACCAACCAAGUGAUUCAGUCAUUUCACCAAGCAAAAAAGAUGGAAAUCCAAAAGCAUUCACGAAACUUAAAUUAAACCUCAAAAUUUCUUCUAGUGAUUUGCAACACCAACACUUUAAGCAUGUUAGUACUUUUGCAAGUUCUCGAAACGUAACAGAAGUGGAUACCAUUAAUACGAGCACGAAAACAACUGGUGGUGAAGGUGAAGAAAACUCAUCAACAGAUGAACCUGUUGAUUUUUGGGCUCUUUUGAAAUCACCAUCUGUUACAGAAGUAGUGGAGUCAGGAAGAACUGUUUUGCGUUACCAAAGAACACUUUCGGGUACUAUACCAGAGCAAAGAGAGGAAAACUCGGAAACUCACACACAUGAAAUUGUUAACGAGACUAAAAAAAGCAAACCUGCUGUUAAGAAGUACAAAGUGCCUAACGACAACAAAAAAGCAGCAAUUCAAAAGGUAAACAAAAGCUCUGAACAAAAAUCUGAAUUAAGCUUAAAUGCAUGUGAUAAGUUAAAAAAAUUUCCAAACGAAGGAUUUGAUAGUACAAAAGACAUGCAAAACAUUCCACUCAAAUCAUCUUCGUACCUAUCUGAAAUCACAGUAUCUUCGAGUGAAACAAUCAGAACCCAAGCAACAAAAGACAUUUCGUUUAUUGAAAAGUCAUCAUCGGAGCUUCCUGCGACUGUCCCGGAAUCUCGUGUCAGCAGCUCAGUUACAUUAGAAGAAUUGAAAAGCAGCGAAGAAGGGACAAAAGUUAAAGACAAUCAAACCAGCGGGCUUCGUACUGAUUGUGCUACCAAAAGUAAACUAAUGUGUGAGACAAAUAAGCCAUCCAAGCUAAAACUAAUGUACGAAGAGCUUGACAACACAUUGGAAGCAGGAAAAUCUCUAACUAUUAAGCAGGAAGAAGAAAGUAAACCUUAUCUUGAAGUGAUGAAGUCACUCUCGCAGCUUGCGGAGAUGAGCACUAAUGUAUCUUCUUGUUCGACUUUAAGAGAAAAAGUGAACAUAAACGGUUCAGAAAGUGGUUGUGUUAAAUUGAUUACUGACGAGAAAGAACUAGUAGUGUCACUGAAAAAAAUUUCCCAGAGUUUAGAUUAUAAAUCUUUAGGAACUGUAAAGUCUUUAAUUGAUAAAAAUAAGUCAUUAGGACCAACUGAAGACAGGAGGUUAAACAAAUGCGGUCUUAAAAUAGAUCCGAAAAUAAAAAGUACGGAUUUUGUUGAUAAACAAUCAGAACUUAAACUUAAGACAACGCAGUCGUUAAGAGAAGACGUUGUUACCCAGAUUAAAUCCACUGUAAGAGUAAAAAGCCUCAGUGAUAAAGAGACGUCGAAAGAAAAUGAGAAAAUUUUCUCUGCAGACAAAGACAGUUUAGAGCAUGUUUCAGAAAACAAUAAAGCUUCAGCCAAACAAGAGACGGAGAGUGAAGUGCUAAAUCAACAUACAUUAGAGAAGCUCGAUAACGUAAAUAUUAAACAGUCUACAAAUCUGACGGAGGAUAAAUCUUUAAAUUUCUCAACUCUUCAACAUGGAGCAACUCCAGACGGCCUAAAAUGUGACAUCAAUAAGAAGCCUAGUUCAGAAAAUGACAAAAAAUCUAGUUCACGGCUCGAAAUGAUUCAAAGUGCAACUAAAGCAGAAACUGCAAAAGUGGUUACAAAAAAAGAAGAAAAUACAAGCAUCGUCGCGAAAACAUCUCACGAGAGAAUUGCUGUGAAAACUGUGCAGAAGUCCGCAAAGCCCGACAGCUCAUGCCCAAACACGAUCUCAACUGAAGGCGAAAAAUUAUCGAAGACGGCCAAACUUGGACGGACUCAGGAGAAGAUAAAGGGUGCGAAGACGUCAACGCCCGAAGAAGUGACUUCUGAGCGAAAGCCUGAUGGGGAUACUUCAAAGGAGACUGAAACUAGAGGUAGGGAACCUGCGGACCCUCCAGUGACGUCGAGUAGUCCAGGGAGCUCAUUGGUCAGUUCCGUAGCCACGGGAGGCAGGUCAGUGGCUGCAGCGGGCAGUUCGGCGUUUGCAUCGGAUGGUUCAGCCGGUGGUCCAGGGAGCGCAACAGUCGCGGAAGGCACCUCAGUGGCUGCAGCGGACAGCUCGUCGCUCGCUGAAGAAGAGGAUGCGGCGGGAGGGGAGACGGAGACCGCGGCAGACACCGCCAGGGGGCCGAAGACCUCGCCGGGAGAAGGGGCGGGCGACAGUGAAGAGGAGGGGAGCAGCUCCGAGGACGAGGACUCGUCGACGGAGGAGUCCGACGAGGAAGACUGCGACGUCAACUGUCACCGGAAGUGCGAGAAGCUGAUGCCGCACUUGUGCGGCGUCAACCAGAAGCUGAUAGUAGAGGCGCUCUCGUCGGUCAAGAAAGGUGGCAGCAGCGACGGCGGCAAGGACCCCCCCUCCUCGCCGCCGGGGCACAGCCCCGACCUGCGGCUGGACGAGUGUCCCCAGAGGCCGCGCCGUCGCUGCUCGUCUGUCUCGUCGGGCCGCGUCACUCCCCCCGCCACCACCAUCCCGCGCUUCCGCAAGUACGCCAUCGACGACUUCAACUUCCUCAAGGUGCUCGGCAAGGGCAGCUACGGCAAGGUGCUGCUGGCGGAGCUGAAGAACACCGAGUGCUACUACGCCGUCAAGUGCCUGAAGAAGGACGUGGUGCUGGAGGACGACGACGUGGAGUGCACGCUGAUCGAGCGGAAGGUGCUGGCGCUGGGCACCAAGCACCCCUACCUCUGCCACCUGUUCGCCACCUUCCAGACCGAGUCGCACCUGUUCUUCGUGAUGGAGUACCUGAACGGCGGAGACCUCAUGUUCCACAUCCAGCAAGGUGGGCGGUUCCCCGAGCCGAGGGCGCGCUUCUACGCGGCGGAGAUCGUGUCCGGGCUGCGCUUCCUGCACCACAAGGGCAUCGUCUACAGGGACCUGAAGCUGGACAACGUGCUGCUGGACUUCGACGGCCACAUACGCAUCGCGGACUUCGGCAUGUGCAAGCUGCAGAUCUUCCUGGACCGCACGGCCGACACCUUCUGCGGCACGCCCGACUACAUGGCGCCCGAGGUGAUCAAGGGCCAGAAGUACAACCAGUGCGUGGACUGGUGGUCGUUCGGCGUGCUGCUGUACGAGAUGGUGGUGGGCCAGUCUCCCUUCUCCGGCUGCGAUGAGGACGACCUGUUCUGGUCCAUCUGCAACGAGCAGCCGCACUUCCCGCGCCACCUGUCCGCCGAGGCGAGCGGCAUCCUCGCGCUGCUGCUGGAGAAGGACUCGUCGAAGCGGCUGGGGACGCCGCAGUGCGACGCCGGCGACGUCAUAGACCAGCCAUUCUUCCGGCCCGUCGACUGGGCGGCGCUGGAGCGACGCGGGCUGGAGCCGCCCUUCCGGCCGCGCGUGAAACACCCUCUGGACGUGCAGUACUUCGACAAGACGUUCACCAACGAGCGGGCGAAGAUCACGCCCGUGGACCGCAGCAUCCUGCAGUCGAUGGACCAGACGCAGUUCCAAGGCUUCAGCUACACCAACCCCUACGCCACCGAGUGAAGCCCUUCAACCGGGGACACGGUCCUGUUCACGAGGGGCACGCCUCUCGCAACGGCUCUGGAGCGUCGAGAGUGCAAGCGUGUUCGAGUCGCCGGCCGCGGCUGCAACAGUGUUCAGUGUCGAGGCGUGACGAACCCGCCGAAGGACAAGCGCUGUCGUUGAGUCAUCAUUUUUUGAAAGUAAUUUAAGAUUUAAUUUUUUUGUAUUGAGGCUCGCAAAACACGCCUUCUUUUCUAACAGAAUUGUUAUUGUUUAUAUUAUUAGUUCCUCGAUUUUGAAUAACAAACAAUUUUCGAUGUCACUUUCUAAGUGUUUGUUAUGCAAAUGUACGUUUUUUUAAGUCGACAAUGAUGUCAUAAGUUAGUUAGUUUAUUGUUAUAACUUUUGUAAUGAAGAAUUUUAUUCAUGUGCGCUUCAAAUUAAAGGGGUUUGCUUUUUUCUACAA